AUGAUCGCAAAUUACGCCGACAGCGACGACGCCAGCAGCCCGAAGAAGCUUCGCCGAAGGACCCUGGCAUCCGACGUGCUCCCGCUGCCGCUCUGGCUCACAAACACUGUCUUUUUGCUCACGUUCAUCUUCUCCUGCUGCUACCUCCUCCAGCAGUGGCGUGAGCAGCUCUACUCGUCCGAGAAGCUUCACGAACUGCUGUGGCGCGAUCUCGUCGCCGUGUGCCUCGGUAUGGGCUCCUUCAUUUAUCUUAUAAAUUUCUUCGGGGUUGGAUUCGUGCAGUCCGCCAUCGAGCAGAGCAUGCUGUCCGAGGAGGAGGAUGCGAAGGAAAGAGACUCGGAGGACGAUGAUGAGGAGGGGGAAGUCGAGGAAGAAGAGGAGAAAGAUCCCAAGGAGCUGCUUUCCCCCCACAGGCGCAACCAUCCGCGCAACCAUCCGCGCAAUCAUCCGCGCAACCAUCCGCGUGGGCAUUAUGCGCCCCCUCCGCCGGAGCCCUGGUAUAAGCCCGAACCGAUCCCAACUCCCGCUACUGCCACCCCCGUCACUGCCACCCCCGCUACCGCCGCCCCUGCCACUGCCACCCCCGCUACUGCUACCCCCGCUACAAUCACAUCCGCGGCGCCCAAGUCCUGCACUUUCAAACUCGACAGCUCAUCCUCGCUACAAGACGUCCCGUUACAGGACCUCCCGGACGAGGACAUCGCGCGCGCCGUCGCACGCGGCGCCAUUCCAAUGCAUUCCCUCGAAACGCAACUCGGCAACACCCUCCGCGCCGCCGCGGUCCGCCGGCGCGCCGUGGAGAUCAAAACGGGCCGCUCGCUCGCGGGACUGCCCCUCGAGAACUACGACUACGACGCGAUCCGCGGCGCGUGCUGCGAAAUGGUCGUCGGCCACGUGACGAUCCCCGUGGGCGUCGCAGGCCCUCUGCGACUCGACGACGCGGAGUUUUUCGUGCCGAUGGCGACCACCGAAGGCUGCCUCGUCGCCAGCACGAACCGCGGCUGCAAGGCCAUCUGUGCCGCGGGCGGCGCGCGCAGCGUCGUGCUGCGCGACGGCAUGACCCGCGCGCCCGCCGUGCAGCUCCCCUCCGCGCUCCGCGCGGCGGAACUCAAAGCCUUCGCGGAGAACCCGCGCAACUGGGCUCUCCUUGCGGAAGCCUUCAACAGCAGCAGCCGCUUCGCGCGCCUGCAAUCCCUCAGCGUGGCGGUGGCGGGGCGCAACGCGUUCAUCCGCGUGGAGAGCAGCACGGGCGACGCGAUGGGCAUGAACAUGGUGUCCAAGGGCACGGGCAACGUGCUGGGCGUGCUCGGCGCGCAGUUCCCGGACAUGCGCGUGGUGAGCAUGUCGGGCAACUACUGCGCCGAUAAGAAGGCCACCGCUGUCAACUGGAUCAAGGGGCGCGGCAAAUCCGUCGUCUGCGAAGUCACCAUCCCCGGCCACGUGGUCGAGUCGGUGCUAAAGACAACAGUUGCCGCCCUGGUGGAGCUGAACACGACCAAGAACCUGGUGGGGUCGGCCAUGGCGGGCGCGGUGGGCGGCAGCAACGCGCACGCGAGCAACAUCGUGACGGCCGUGUUCCUGGCCACAGGGCAGGACCCCGCGCAGAACGUCGAGAGCUCGCAGUGCCUCACACUGCUAGAGGCGGCUAAUGACGGGGCCGACCUGCACGCCUCCGUCACCCUGCCAGCGAUUGAAGUUGGGACCGUUGGCGGUGGAACCUUCCUUGCACCGCAGGCGGCUGCGCUGUCCCUGCUGGGCGUGAAGGGGUCGCACAGCACGCAGCCAGGAGCCAACGCACAGCAGCUGGCGCGGGUGGUGGCGGCAGCAGUGCUGGCGGGGGAGCUCUCGCUCUGCUCCGCCCUCGCCUCGGGCCACCUCGUGCAGGCGCACCUCAAAUACAACCGCUCCACGCUCAACUCUGCUUCGUCCGCUACUGCCGCCGCCGCUGCGGUGGCGUCUGCUGCUGCUGGGCCAGCUUCGGCUGUGUCUGGCAGGGAUGCAACAAAAGAGGGUGCUCUGGAGGGCCUCUGCAUGUCGCCGUGUGGGAUUGCUGACUGCUGCAGUUGCUGUCGCUGUUACGGUACUGCUGCUGCUCCUGCUGCUGCUGCUGCUGCUGCUGCUGUUGCUGCUGCUGAAGGUGAUGAGAUUGUGAAGCUCCGGGGGUCAGAAUCCAUCCACCAGGCGUGUAACGCACGUCACCUCUCAUUCACGAAUUUCGACUCUGCUCGAUUCGAUAUAAUCCACACGCGCAACCUACGCUGCUCGUCCUCCGCGAAUUUCGUCUCGCAUUCAUGGCGACCACCACGCCCGCCCCCUCCCUCCGCGUUUCCCGCUGUAGCUCCUGUCUCCACCACAGCACGGCUUCCUCUUCCCGCCGCUCGAACCGCCUCCGCCCCUGUCCGUCCGCUCCUCUUCCGCUUGUCCCCCUCUCCGCGACAGUUCCGCGCACCCCCCAACUCCGCACCCGGUUUCUCCGCGGGCCUGUCCGCGCAAGCGGGGGAAGCAGCUGGAGACCCGCGAAAGUCCCGCGACGAAGACCCAGAAGCUAGUAACGAGGACGCCGCGUUCCCAUACACGCCCUCCACCCGCGUCACCAUCCCCCCUCUCUCCUCCCCCCGAUCUCCGCCCACUCCCGCACUCCAGCGCUCGUCUCCCCCCCAACCGCGCCAGUCCUCCCCGCCUCCCCCGCGCUCUCCGCCUCCGCCCCCUCCUCCUCCGCCGCAAAUCCCUCCUCCCCCCCGGUCAUCAAACCCAUUCGCGUCCGUGAGCAAGUUCGCGUUAGCGGGGGUGUUUUUACUGGGGAUAGGCGCGGGCGUGUCGGUGGACACGGUUCUGAACGUGGAGCCCAGCAACGUGGCGUCGCGCGAGGUGAUCGACCGCCAGACGCCCAACCCGGACAUCUGCCUCGCCAACGGCAUGAGCGCCAUGGUGCUCGACCAGCGCCUCUUCAUCUCCUUCAAUCCCUUCAACGUGUAUGUGUCACAAGCAGAGGUGAAGCCAGGGUGUGUGCUGCGGCAGAGCAACUGGCAUGUGCUGGAGUCCAAGGGCCUCGUCUCAUCGGACGAAGUGCGCGACUGCAAGCGAAACAUGAACACGUUUGGGUUUGUGGGUGACUUGAGGGAGUCACCCGAGGUGUCAUGCGUGUACCACAGUGAGACGGCGGAAAAUCUGUUUCUAGAAGAUGCCAGCAAGUCGAAGAUCAGGAUUGGGGGGAGUCAGUAA
Messenger RNA from Closterium sp. Yama58-4, 3222 nucleotides. NCBI's taxonomy places the organism in Eukaryota, Viridiplantae, Streptophyta, Zygnematophyceae, Desmidiales, Closteriaceae. The record is from the annotation of a GenBank genome assembly.